AUGUCGUUGGAUGAGCUCGUUGAUAUGUAUAAUCAAAAGUUGAAUUCUUAUGGUGGUCGAUCAACAAUUGCAACUGAUCCAUCACAUCAUACUCCUCAAUCAAUGUUUACAACGAAUACGGGAUUUGAUUCUGUAGUUGAUACAGCAAACAUAGCUAACGCAGCAAAUAUAGCAAAUACAAUGAUAAAUAAUAAUAAUAACAAUUUUGCUUUUACUGAAAAUGAAGCAUCAGCAUUAUUAUUUGAUACAGAUUCAUAUCGUUUUCACCUAAACGAUCGUGUACUUGCUGGUGACAUAAUUCGACCACCUACACAAAAUCCUCCACGUGUUGAACAUAUUAAAUUUACUGAUACACUUGUAUUUUCAUCAAGUGAUGCAGCAAUUGACGAUUAUGAACAUAAUGAAGAAUAUACAAAAAGAUAUCCUGAUGUUAAACCAAAAUUAACUAUAAUAAAUGCUCAACAAGCACAAAUACCGCCUGCUAAUAUACAUACAAAUCCAGGAGACGAAAUUCAACGUUUAGUACAACAAGGAGUACUAAGGAAUUUGCACGGUUAUAUAAAGUAUCCAUAUAAUUAUAUUGAACCUCCUUGGUAUUUUAAUCAAUUAGAUGAACAACAAGGUUUUGUUAAUCUGCAACCACCUCGAAGUUAUUUAACAGCUCGAGAUAUUGCAAUAAAUACGAUUGAUGAAUCCCAUAACAUGCAAUUACCUCAUGGAGUUCCUCAAAAUCCUAUUACACAAGAUCGUUAUGAAUUAAUUCCACUACCUAAAAUGGUUUAUGAAAAUUUUGUUCCAUUAAUUGCAGCACGUCGAAUUGUUUAUCAUCGACAAACACCUGGACGUGUUGCCGGUGAAGCACCUUCUCAAAACAUAGAAAAUUCUUUUGUAAUGGCUUCGUUACCUGAAGUUGAAGAAAUGACAGUUAACGUUUAG
Rotaria sordida is the source of this 936-nucleotide messenger RNA. The record is from the annotation of a GenBank genome assembly. Lineage: Eukaryota; Metazoa; Rotifera; Eurotatoria; Philodinida; Philodinidae.